AUGGGACAAAUCUUCGACAAACUUCAAGGUGAAGCGUGGAGGAAAAAGCAAGUUAGGAAGAUUACUGAUCGAGUUUUUCAGAAUGUAAGGAAUCAAAUUCGAACGGAAAAUUUGAGUUUUGAAGAUCUGUAUAUUGCUGUUUUACUUGUUUACAAUGAUAUCAACAAGUUUAUUCCUGGUCCCCAUUUCGAUCCUCCAUCGAAAGAAAACGUCAGACAAAUCAUGCAGGAAUGUGAUAUAAACUUGGAUGGGGCAAUUGAUCAUGACGAAUUUUGCGAUUUCAUCCAGAAAAUGACAGCUGAUACAUUCACUGUUGUUAGUCAAAAACUUAUUCUGACUUUGGUUGUAGCACCAAGUGUUGCGAUGGCAACAAAAAGAGCCACUGAAGGUGUCCCUGGUGUUGGAAAAGUGGUUCAAAGGUUACCAAAUGCACUUUAUGCAUCGCUUGUUACCCUUGCAGUUGUGUGGUUCCAAAAGAUGGGAGAUCAGUCUGGAAUCUGA
This is a messenger RNA of Vicia faba (fava bean), 501 nucleotides long. NCBI's taxonomy places the organism in Eukaryota, Viridiplantae, Streptophyta, Magnoliopsida, Fabales, Fabaceae. The record is from the annotation of a GenBank genome assembly.